This is a messenger RNA of Callorhinchus milii (elephant shark), 1300 nucleotides long. It is a transcript of the gene rgn, whose product is annotated as regucalcin. The record is from RefSeq and is marked provisional. Gene Ontology annotation, molecular function: enzyme regulator activity; calcium ion binding; gluconolactonase activity. Lineage: Eukaryota; Metazoa; Chordata; Chondrichthyes; Chimaeriformes; Callorhinchidae. Gene Ontology annotation, biological process: L-ascorbic acid biosynthetic process.
UUUCGUCAAAGUUCUUCCCAAAGUCCGAGCUCAGUCAGUCUCGUCAGAGAGCUGCAAGGGGCAAGUUCCUCUCUUCUCAUCCCCAGACCAUGGCCUCCAUUAAGAUUGACUGCGUGGUGAAGGACAGCUGCAAGAUUGGCGAGUGUCCAUUUUGGGAAGUAAAGGAGAGCUCCCUUGUAUAUGUGGACGUGACGGGGCAGAAGGUUUGCAAAUGGAACACAGUAACCAACAAAGUGAAGACAGUGUGUGUUGACGCCCCAAUUGGAUCAGUGGUUCCCCGAAGAUCAGGAGGCUACGCGUUGGCACUUGGAACCAGGUUUGCCUUCCUGGACUGGGAUAAGGAGUGCGUGACUGACAUCGCCCACGUGGACAAGGAUAAAGGGAACAAUCGAUUCAACGAUGGCAAAGUGGACCCUGCUGGUCGCUUCUUCGCAGGGACCAUGGGGAUGGAGAUACGUCCGGCUGAACUGGAACUGAAGCAGGGAUCUUUGUACACGCUGCAGGCUGACCACUCGGUGGUCAAACACUUUGACCAAGUGGACAUCUCCAAUGGCCUUGACUGGUCACCAGACCACAAGGUCUUCUAUUACAUUGACAGCUUGUCUUUCACAGUAGAUGCUUUUGACUAUGAUCUGCAGUCAGGCAAGCUGUCAAAUCGAAGAGCCGUCUACAAGCUUGAGGCAGAAGAAGCCAUUCCAGAUGGGCAGUGCAUCGAUGAGGAAGGCAAGCUGUGGGUGGCCUGCUACAACGGAGGAAGAGUUCUUCGUAUAGACCCUGAGACAGGGAAAAGGAUCCAGACGGUGAAACUGCCGGUUGACAAGACGACCUCCUGUUGCUUUGGAGGCCGGGAUUACUCUGAGCUCUACGUCACCUCAGCUUCAGACGCCAUGGACGAGGAGUGGCUUAAACGACAGCCGCAAGCGGGCGGCAUUUUCAAGAUUACCGGACUCGGUGUGAAGGGAUUUGCACCACAUUCCUUUGCAGGAUGAAGAACAGCAUUCUGUGCGAUUACGGGCGGAGCACGUGGUCGUCCUAAUGAACUGCUUCGAGCGACAAUGAACCACAGUGAACAGUCUCUUGCAACCUUGCGGUUAAAUUAGCAAUCUCUAGACUUACUGNUUUUUUACACAUUGCCACUUGUAACAACGCUUACCCUCUAUGGCUUUUACGUCCAACCCCACCACUGUUUAGCGCUCUGAGACGCUAUCCUGUGUCAAGCGCCUAUAUAAAUGUCAGUUGUUGUUGUUUUAAUCCCGUGUUAUCAUCAUAACCUUGAAAACAUUAAAAGCCAUUUUCUCGG